Plutella xylostella (diamondback moth) is the source of this 1680-nucleotide messenger RNA. RefSeq lists its product as uncharacterized. The record is from RefSeq and is a predicted model, not a curated record. NCBI's taxonomy places the organism in Eukaryota, Metazoa, Arthropoda, Insecta, Lepidoptera, Plutellidae.
AUUCACUGAAAUCAGCUGAUCCUCUUGUUACUACGCUACACGAAUCGGCCCUGAAAUUUAUUGUGCCGACCGACCAAUCUAAUGCAUUCCUAUUGCCAAAGAAUAACCCAUUUGGCACCCAAUAAAAAAAACUCGGUAAACAAGAUUAUUUUGAUCGCAUCUACAAUAAAAUGUGAUUUUUAUUUGUUCAAUAAACUUCGAUUGUUUGUUCAAGGAGGACCGAGUCUGUCGUUUGUUUUAGCUGUGGCUGUGACUAUGAUGUGAUGAAUAAUGAAAUAACGUAACGAGACAAUGAUGAUUUUAGUUUAUACAUAUUACUGCAUAAUAGGGGCUCAAUCCCAGCGGAACCUGAUGCUGAUGGCAGUCGAAGCCAGCCGCCGCCUCCGUCCCAACAACCGCCUCCACCACCCGGAGCGCAACAUCGGGGAUCUCAAGCACAAGGAUCUCAUGCGCCCGGAUCUCAUGCGCCUGGAUCUCAAACACUGGGAUCCCAUGCGCCAGGAUCUCAUGCGCCUGGAUCUCAAACACCGGGAUCCCAUGCGCCAGGAUCUCAUGCGCCUGGAUCUCAAACACCGGCAUCCCAUGCGCCAGGAUCUCAUGCGCCUGGAUCUCAAACACCGGGAUCCCAUGCGCCAGGAUCUCAUGCGCCUGGAUCUCAAACACCGGGAUCCCAUGCGCCUGGAUCUCAAACACCGGGAUCCCAUGCGCCAGGAUCUCAUGCGCCUGGAUCUCAAACACCGGGAUCCCAUGCGCCGGGAUCCCAUGUGCCAGGAUCUCGUGCGAACGGAUCUCAAACGCCAGGAUCUCAGCGGUCUGGACAGAAUGGGGCUAACAACUUCCGACCUGGCCAGUGCCGGUCACCCAGCACUUGCACCAGGCUGCGUAAGAGACAGCCUUCCGAUACCAAAAGACCAAAGCCAAGCGAAAACAGAUGAAAGCAAAACUGGAAAAACAGGGCGAAAGUCAAUAAGCAAAGAAAAACAAGAAACCAGAAGAAAAGCCAGAGAAGACAAAAUAAGUCAAUCGAAAACCAAACAAUCCAAGCCAAGCGAAUCAAGAACAGAGUUUUUGAGCAAACUAUGCCCAUUAAAAUCCUCGAGAGAAUCAACGAAACCGACCACAUCAGACAAACCUACAUCGUCACGGUCAGCCAAAGCAGACCAACCCAAAAAAGACCUCAAAAGAAGCCAAUCGCUAAAACGGUUUUUAUCAAAAAUAUGUCCAUUCAAAACAGAAAAAGCUCCUUCUCCUUCAAUAAAAUCGGAAGAACCUUCAUUAUGGGAAUCAAUAACAGAUGGACUGAAAAAUGAAAAUGCCAGUACAAGCAAAAAGAAAACCAAGCUAUUUAAAACCAAAGAACGUUCAAAAUCAGAACCACCUAAAUCAAACCGACCAAGUACCAGAACGGACGGAUACAUAAGUAAUGAAAGGGCCGGGAUCCUUGGUCUGUUUAGGAAUAUGUAGAACUGUCCAAUCUGAUGACGACGACGGUACAGCGAAAAAUAUCCCAUCUACAUCUUGUAGACUUAUGGAUAGAUGUAAGGUUCAUGGAUAUUUUGUAUGCUUCAGUAAGUGUUUAUAUUUAUAAAGAUUACUUAAGAGAUUUAACUAUCAUCAUUGUCAUUUAAAAAUUAUCAUGUCGUAUUAUGAAAACUGUCCUAUUAAACUAUAAUAUUGUGU